This is a messenger RNA of Trichomonas vaginalis G3, 1677 nucleotides long. RefSeq names its product surface antigen family. The record is from RefSeq and is a predicted model, not a curated record. The transcript has a single exon. Lineage: Eukaryota; Parabasalia; Trichomonadida; Trichomonadidae. The coding region runs from base 1 to 1677 and encodes 558 amino acids.
AUGAAAAUCAAGAAGUUCUCUAUUGGAAAUCAUGCAUUUUCUGAUUGCGAAUUAUUGGAAAAUAUCACAAUUUCAGAUUGUGUUAAAUCUAUUGAAAAUUAUACAUUUUAUGAAUGCAAAUCAUUGGUAUAUAUCAUAGUCCCAGAAAGUGUUACAUCUAUUGGUUAUGGUGCGUUUUCUUCUUGCUUAUCAUUAACAAAUAUCAUAAUUCCGGAAAAUGUUACAUCUAUUGGUUAUGGUACGUUUUCUUCUUGCUUAUCAUUAACAAAUAUCAUAAUUCCGGAAAAUGUUACAUCUAUUGGUUAUGGUACGUUUUCUUCUUGCUUAUCAUUAACAAAUAUCAUAAUUCCGGAAAGCAUUACAUCUAUUGGAGAUUAUGCUUUUUCUUUUUGUAGUUCACUAACAAAUUUCACAAUUCCAGAAAAUGUAACAUAUAUUGGAGAUUCUGCAUUUUCUGGGUGCAAAUCAUUAACAAAUAUCACAAUCCCAGAAAAUGUGAUCUCUAUUGGAAAUCAUGCAUUUUCUGAUUGCGAAUUAUUGGAAAAUAUCACAAUUUCAGAUUGUGUUAAAUCUAUUGAAAAUUAUACAUUUUAUGAAUGCAAAUCAUUGGUAUAUAUCAUAGUCCCAGAAAGUGUUACAUCUAUUGGUUAUGGUGCGUUUUCUUCUUGCUUAUCAUUAACAAAUAUCAUAAUUCCGGAAAAUGUUACAUCUAUUGGUUAUGGUACGUUUUCUUCUUGCUUAUCAUUAACAAAUAUCAUAAUUCCGGAAAGCAUUACAUCUAUUGGAGAUUAUGCUUUUUCUUUUUGUAGUUCACUAACAAAUUUCACAAUUCCAGAAAAUGUAACAUAUAUUGGAGAUUCUGCAUUUUCUGGGUGCAAAUCAUUAACAAAUAUCACAAUUCCAAGGAACGUGAUAUUUAUUGGAAAUUUUACAUUUUAUUCUUGCGCGUCAUUAACAAAUAUCAUAAUUUCAGGAAAUAUAACUUCUAUUGGAAAUUAUGAAUUUUCUUCUUGUUACCUAUUAACAAAUUUUACAAUCCCAGUAAGUGUAACAUAUAUUGGAGAUUAUGCAUUUUCUGAUUGCAGCAACUUAACAAAUAUCAAAAUCCCAGUAAGUGUAACAUAUAUUGGAGAUUAUGCAUUUUAUCAUUGCGUAGCAUUAACAAGCAUCAUAAUCCCAGAAAAAGUAACAUAUAUUGGAAAUCAUGCAUUAUCUGAUUGUAGAUUGUUAACAAAUAUUAUAAUCCCUCAAAAUGUAGCAUAUAUCGGAGAUUAUGCAUUUUCUGAUUGUGAAAGUUUAGUUAAUAUUUCUUUCCUAAACCAUUUUAAAACUAUCGAACUUGGAGGCAGUUUAUUUUCCAAUAUUAAUAAUCCAAUGAAUAUCUUCAUUCAAGGCAACUUUAUUUUGGGCACAAAAUAUUAUUAUUUAUAUUUCAAUACAUUUCCUAAUGAAACCAAUUUAUAUAUAACAAAUCAAACUGUUUUAACAGAUAUUUGUAAAAUUUUUUUGGCAAGAAAAAAAUUUAUGUUCACUUUGAUAACACAACUAAACUUUUGGAUCAAACGACAAUUGAUGUUCUUCAAUACAUCUCUAUUGAAGAUAUCUAUAUUUCGCAGAUGCAUCCAAAAACUAUACAUUACAUUAAUUGUUAUGAAUCUAAAUUGUUUUAUCUCAUGA